Messenger RNA from Symbiodinium necroappetens, 1398 nucleotides. The record is from the annotation of a GenBank genome assembly. NCBI's taxonomy places the organism in Eukaryota, Dinophyceae, Suessiales, Symbiodiniaceae.
GUCGGGCUCCGGGCACGCCAGCUCCUCCGUCGUCGGGUGGCGAAGACGCGGCAGGAGCACCGGAAACGCGUCUUGGAAGCUGUGCGGCUAGAGAUCGCAGCAAGUCGCAAAAAGCGUCGACUCAUGUGCAGUCACUGUGGUGCCCAAAUUGAAGCGGAGACACCACGCGGGCUCGCAGAUGCUGCCAGCACGAACAAAACCAUGGACAGAAUCUGCUGUGAAACUUGCCGCACAUUGCAGCCAAGCACCGAGCCACGUAGCCCGGCCACAAUGGCCGCACUCGCGCCCUUCACGUAUCGGUGCCCCCUGUGCAACGCAGCGGUCCGGUCCACAGUGCGCGACGGCAAAGUGGAUAAUCGUGAGACCUGUGGCCACAGGUUUCAGGUAAGGGAUGGGCUCGUAGUCGCAUCAGAAGCUCGGACAAAGCUUUGCACUUACCACUGCCCACACUGCAGAGAAGCAGUCGACUCCGGUGUACAAACCGGACGCAUCGACAACCGACACCAGUGUGGACACCGGUUUACCGUUACUGCGGGAGUGGUGGUACCGAGCGAGACAAAGCAGCACAGCUACACGUAUGCUUGUCCGCAAUGCCAGGCAAAAGUCAUUUCAACGAUAAAGGACGGACGCAUCGACAACCGACGCCGCUGUGGACACCGAUUUACAGUCGCUGCGGGUACUGUGGCAGCAGCAGAGAAAGAGGAAGACACGUACACAUACAAGUGUCCGCAGUGCCAAGCGAAAGUCAUUUCAACGAUAAAGAACGGACGCAUCGACAACCGACACCAGUGUGGACACCGGUUUACCGUCGCUGCGGGCGCUGUAGCAGCAGCAGAGACAGAAGAAGACACGUACACAUACAAGUGUCCGCAAUGCCAAACGAAAGUCAUUUCAACGAUAAAGAACGGACGCAUCGACAACCGACACCAGUGUGGACACCGGUUUGCCGUCGCUGCGGGCGCUGUGGCAGCAGCAGAGACAGAAGAAGACACGUACACGUACAAGUGUCCGCAGUGCCACGCGAAAGUCACUUCAACGAUAAAGGACGGACGCAUCGAUAACCGACACCUCUGUGGACACCGCUUUACAGUCGCUGCGGGUGCUGUGGCAGCAGCAGAGAAAGAAGAAGACACGUACACGUACAAGUGUCCGCAGUGCCAAGCGAAAGUCACUUCAACGAUAAAGGAUGGACGCAUCGACAACCGACACCACUGUGGACACCAAUUUACAGUCGCUGCGGGGGCUGUGCUCAACCUGGAACCAACGCGGAAACGAGUCUAUGCGUACAAGUGUCCGUACUGCCGCGCAAAGGUGAACACCACAGUGCGAGAUGGUCGAAUAGACCACAGACGGCAAUGCGGCCAUAGAUUCAACGUGUCUGGCGGCAAAGUCGUGUAA